Microdochium trichocladiopsis is the source of this 2346-nucleotide messenger RNA. RefSeq lists its product as uncharacterized. The transcript has a single exon. The record is from RefSeq and is a predicted model, not a curated record. Bases 1 to 2346 code for a protein of 781 amino acids. NCBI's taxonomy places the organism in Eukaryota, Fungi, Ascomycota, Sordariomycetes, Xylariales, Microdochiaceae.
AUGCUGCGGCCAUUCCGACCAAUCCUCCACUCGGACACUUCCCUCGUAUAUGACGAGACGAGCCACCACGUGGUCUCUGUCGACACCCCGGCGCUACUGCUCCGGACGCUGCUCGAAGACGGCGGCGGCCGGCUGAGGCGGCAAAUCAGCAGCAUCAAGUGCUACGUGCUUCUCUGGCAGCAGUUCCUGUACGGGCAAGACAAUGGCCGCGGCAACGGCAGCGGCGGGACCAUCAUCGACCCGGAAGGCAUCAUGGCCAGCUGGAACCGGAUCGCACCCACGAUCAAGCACCCACCCCCUGAAUCCCUUGCGGCAAGGAUUCUUAAACAUGUCGGGUUAAGCACCAGCACCAGCACCAGCACCAGCGGUAGGAGCAUGAACCAGGAGCCGGUCCGAUACGGCAUCCCCGAGCGCGUCGUGGCCGCGAUCCUGAUUCUCUGCACGAAUCUGCAGCACCUCCAAAUGAUCUGCCCGCCGUGGCACUCGUCUGCCUCGGUGCCGGGCAUGACCGAGCCGAUGCGGUAUGUAGUCCUCGACAGCCUGCUGCGGGAGGCGUGGAAGGGUGACAGCCGAUUGCGUCUUGUCGAGCGCAACCACGCUGGGGAGGAAAACGACGAAGACACAGCAUCGCCGCUGCAAAAGCUGCACAGCGUGACGUUUACCGGGAUGGCCGGGCUGAGAGCCUGCAGCGCAAACUACGAGGAGGAGGAGCUCUGCUACAGCGACGAUCCGUGCCCGGGGUCGUAUGUCGCACGCGGAGACGUCUGUCCGGCCCUCACGUACGCUCCGGGCGUGGUCGAGAUUGCCACGCACGGGACAAAAGGCGGCUGGUAUGACUUCAUGCAGCAGGAUGGUAAUCCCCACGACCGGUCAUCCAGCGGCGGAAGCAGCAGUGCAGAGCUUGAGACAGCGGCAACGACGCCGGCCACGACAAUGACAACAACGGCAACGAUAACAACACCGGACAGGGCGACUUCGGCGGGCCUCACAAGAGUGCACGUCAGCAGUCCCAGCCUGGACCACGAGCUGCUUGCGCUCUUCCGGCUCGGCGCGUUCGACGACCUGCCGCGCCUGCAGGGCCGGGACGACACAAUGCGGGACAUUGCCAUCGCGCAGCCCCUGCCUUGGAUGCCGCAGGAAUCAUUCCCAUCGUCAUUAUCAGAAUCAUUUUCUUCCUCUUCAUCAUCAGAGCUAGAACCAGAACUAGAACCGACAUCCAUGACUAUUUCUACUGCUCCUACUCUUACAUCAUCAGCAACAACAACAACGACAACAGCCCAGCCCCUCAGCCUGAGCAUCUUGGACCGGGGCCUCUCGCAACACGCACAGUCCCUGCGCAGGCUGGACCUUGGCAGGUGCUGGAACCUCGGCGGCGGCGGGUGCUCGGCCAGGCCACUGCGCGUGCUCCCCUUGCUUACCGGGCUUGAGGAGCUGAGCAUCGCGCUGCCCUUGGUCGCAACGAAUCGGGAGCUGUGGCGGUUCUACCUUCUCAUGGCCGGCGCUGGUGGUGAUGAUUAUGAUGCCUCGUCGCCGGCUGCUGCUGCUGCGGUGGAGGGCAUGGCGAGGCUCACGGCUGCUGUGCAUGAGGUGCUGGGGGGUUCGACACCGGACGGGGAGCGGACGGAGAUGAGGGCUGCGGUUCUUGAUCGUGCUGGUUUCACUGGCGGUACUGGUGGUGGUGGUGGUGGUACUGGUGGUGAGAAUGGACCAGCGGGACAGGGCGCCGCCGGGUGGGAGUGGGAUCUGCCGUUCCUGCGGAGCAUCCCGGCUUCCAUCAAGAGACUAUGUAUCACAGACUCAGUCGACGUCCCGGAGAGCGCAUACCUGGCAAGACACGGCGAGUAUGGCUCCGGCAACGGGAUCCCGGACUUCACACAGCAGCUGGUGGCGGUCCCUGACAAUGGCGGUGGUGGUGGUGACGGCGAUGGCGCAGGUGGUGCUGAGACGGACGAGAAUGUCCCCUGCAUCAUGCCCCGUAGAACGCUGGCGAGGCUGGAGAAGAUUGCCGCUGCGGAGCAGGAGCACCUCGGGGACUUCCUGCGCCCGCCGGACGAGCAUGCCCGGCUCGCCAUAGAGCUGGGCCCGCCGUCUCCGGGCUGCGAGCUGGCGCACAAGGCGCUCCUCCCGCUGGCGUUGCGGCGUUUUGCGGACGUGUGCCGGGUGACGCAUCCGCGGCUGGAGAGCAUGUCUGUGUGUGUGGACCGGCCAUUACUGGAGUAUAAAGGUGAUGCUCCUGACCCUGCUGGGCAGAAAGAGUAUCAAGCGGGACACCUGGUGUACGGGGCAGAGGAGCUGGCCGGGCUGUUUGCAGAAGCUGGUAUUGCAUUCGGGGUUACUCUCGCUUGA